This is a messenger RNA of Limanda limanda (common dab), 5883 nucleotides long. RefSeq names its product PHD finger protein 8 (gene phf8). The record is from RefSeq and is a predicted model, not a curated record. The transcript is spliced from 22 exons. Lineage: Eukaryota; Metazoa; Chordata; Actinopteri; Pleuronectiformes; Pleuronectidae. Bases 490 to 3561 code for a protein of 1023 amino acids. Gene Ontology annotation, molecular function: histone demethylase activity; transcription coregulator activity. Gene Ontology annotation, biological process: protein demethylation; regulation of transcription by RNA polymerase II.
UUCUGACGCUGCAGCCUUUGAAAUGGCGUCGGUGCAGUCAAAUAGCGCCGUUACUUGUCGGUGUUGAGCUCGUGUGGGUCGCUUCAGGUGCUGGUUUCCUGCUCCAGUGUGAACCUCUGGCUCUGGCCUUUAUACUCGGCUAUUACAGAGUUGAUAAACAAAAAAUGUGGUGAAGCAAAUUGUCAAUAAUUGACGUUGCAUAAUAAGGCCGCAGCUAACCCCGGGCUUGCGUAGGGAUUACGGCGGCUUUUGGAUGCUUGGCCCUGCCGCAGCUCGAUGUCGGUUUCCCGGUGAAUCCUGGUGGACAUGUGUAGUUAAAUCAGGAAUCUGGUGCUGAAGUGGCCGGCUUACAGUUCAGAUCUACAGCAACAGUACAAUUCGUUAUGAAUUAAGUCUUUAAAUUGUUAAACAGCCACAACUCUCUUAAUUCAAAUUUGAAAUCCUCAGAAAUAAUAAUUGAUUGUUGGUACUCACACAUAUACACUUGAUAUGGCAUCAGUGCCAGUGUACUGCUUGUGUCGCCUGCCAUACGAUGUGACACGCUUCAUGAUCGAGUGUGACAUUUGUCAAGACUGGUUCCAUGGAAGCUGUGUCGGGGUUGAGGAGGACAAAGCAGCUGAGAUUGACCUGUAUCACUGUCCCAACUGUCAAGUCAGCCAUGGGCCGUCUGUCAUGCGCAAACGCCGUGGAGGCAACAAGCAGACAGAGAGUGGUGCUACUGGAGGGAGAGAUCCAAGUCGGCCCGUUAAGACCGGCAGUUCACAGUUUGUUAGGGAGCUACGGAGCCGCACCUUCCCAAAUGCGGAUGAAGUCUUGCUAAAGCCUACUGGGGCCCAGCUGACAGUGGAAUUUCUAGAAGAGCAUUCAUUCAGUGUUCCUGUCAUGGUGCUGAGACGGGAUGGCUUAGGCAUGACCCUUCCCCCAGCAUCAUUCGGCGUCAGUGAUGUAGAGCACUACAUUGGACCAGACAAAGAGAUUGAUGUAAUAGAUGUGUCGCGACAAAGUGACAUGAAGAUGAAGUUGGGAGAAUUCGCUGAAUAUUACAACAGCCCCAACAGAGAGAGAGUGCUAAAUGUCAUCAGCCUGGAGUUCUCUGAGACCAGGCUUUCAAACUUGGUGGAGACUCCAAAGAUUGUCAGGAAACUGUCGUGGGUGGAAAACCUCUGGCCUGAGGAGUCUGUGUUUGAACGCCCCAAUGUGCAGAAGUACUGCCUAAUGGGAGUGAAGGAUAGCUACACAGACUUCCACAUUGACUUUGGGGGAACCUCAGUAUGGUACCAUGUCCUCAGGGGCGAGAAAAUCUUCUACCUAAUUUCCCCCACUCCUGCCAACCUUGCGCUUUUUGAGCGGUGGAGUUCUUCAUCUAACCAGAAUGAGAUGUUCUUUGGAGACCAGGUUGAUAUGUGCUAUAGGUGUUCAGUUAAACAAGGAAACACCUUGUUCAUACCAACAGGGUGGAUUCAUUCUGUCCUGACUCCAGUGGACUGCCUGGCCUUUGGAGGAAACUUCUUGCAUAGCCUUAACAUUGAAAUGCAGCUCCGAGCAUAUGAAAUAGAAAAGAGAUUAAGCACAGCAGAUUUGUUCCGAUUUCCCAACUUUGAGACUGUGUGCUGGUAUGUGGGAAAACAUCUUCUUGAUACCUUCAGAGGCUUGAGAGAAAAUCGCAGACACCCAGCCACAUAUCUGGUUCAUGGAGCUAAGGCCCUGAACAAUGCCUUCCGCGGCUGGACCCGAAAAGAGGCUAUAGCAGGACAUGAGGUUGAGAUUCCAGAAACCAUCAACACUCAGACACUAGUGAAGGACCUGGCCAAGGAGAUUCGUCUGGUUGAGGAUAUCUUCCAGCAAAACAUUGGUCGCACUGGACCUCAGUUUCCUGGUUCACCAGUCUCGAAAGCUCCCCUGACCCCCUCUCAGAAUUCAGUACGCCCCCCUGGAAAAAAGAAAACACCCAAGCCUAAAGAAGUGAUUGGGGGCAUUGCGUCCCCAGGAACCAAGAAGAAGAGUCAAAAGGGGCUGCUUAAAGCAGAAGCAGGAGAACUGGACCUCAUUGAGAUCCACACCAAACAUACACUCAAGAAGUUCCACACUGGCAAAUCCAAAAACAAAAACAAGUUGAAUUUUCCAUUGGAAGAACUUGAAGGGAAGCUAAAAAAAAGCAAACUAAAACUUGUGCUGUCUAAUGGAAAAAUCCAAGGUAAGAAGGUUGGCAGUAAUGGUGCAGGAGGUGCGGCAAAGUUCAAACAUCUUGCCUUGGAGGGAUCCAGUCUGUCUGACCUGGAGUCUGAGGACGAGCUGCAGAUUGAUGAGACUCCACCUCCACGUCGGAAACCUGCAGGACCCAACAAGAAAAAGAAAAUAAGUGGUCUUCCUAGAAAGCUGCCCAGAGCCAAACCGUGCUCUGACCCCAAUCGCAUCAGAGAGCCUGGAGAAGUAGACUUUGACAUAGAGGAGGAUUACACCACAGAUGAAGAGGCACUGGCUGCUCAUGGAGUGAAAGGCGGAGCAGGGGGCAUUCUGGACUUAUUGAAGGCCAGCAAGCAAGUAGCAGGCUUGGACUCUGCAUCUCUUAGUGAGGAAGCCCCAGCCUCUCCAAGUACGCGUGAUGCCAUUCAGGGUAUGCUGUCCAUGGCCAACCCUCCAUCCUCGUCCUCAUCUUCCUCCUCUUCAUCUCCCUUAUCCAUCUCUGGAGGCCUGACCGAGGGAUUGGGGGUGGUCAAGGAAAAGGGCGGCAGGGCUGUGUGGGUGACUGGAGGGGUCAAAAAGACAGGUGUUCCUGAUAAGAAACCUGUCGUCCAGCGGCCUGGGAAACGGCCAAUUAAACGUCCAGCGCGUCACUUUAGUGAUGAGGAGAGUCCAGAUGAGCAAGAAGCUCUGGGAACGUGUUUUAGAGAUGCUGAGUAUGUUUACCCAUCCUUGGAGUCUGAUGAGGAGGACCGUGCUAACAAGGCUAAGGCAAAGCGCAAGAAAAACUGGGAUGAUACACCUUGGAGCCCUAAAGCCAGAGUGAUGCCCACCCUUCCCAAACAGGAGCGGCCAGCCAGGGACGGGGCUAGAGUUGCAUCUGUAGAAACUGGUCUUGCCGCUGCUGCUGCCAAGCUGGCACAACAAGAACAGAAAAAGCCUGCUAAAAGGAAGUACAGCAAAAAAACGCGUCCUCCUGCUCCAGUAGUUGCUCCUCCUCCCCCUGUUGAGCCUGAGCCAGCCCCAGCCUCUCCAUCACCUGCUCCAGAGUCUACAGCAGACUUCAGCCCAGAAAGGAGAAUGGAUUACUACUCUGCUAGUCUGAUGGACCAUGAAUACACAGCAGGACCAGGACCUUUUGGCCCUGGAGGCCCUAGAGGCAGUGGAGCCAUGGCCCCUGGUGUGUUCCUCACAUCUCGACGCACUUCCCUGUCUCCGCAGAACAGCAGCUCUCACUCUGGUGCGUCUCCUGCAAGUUCGGCCAGCAUUGGCACAACAGGAGUUGGUCAAGGGAGACGCCCAAAGAAAGGACUUGCUACUGCAAAACAGAGACUUGGAAAGAUUUUGAAAAUUCAUCGCAACGGCAAACUACUCUUGUGAGAGAUGUUGGAAACGUGGCCGAAAAGAUGUUGGAAAUAUGGGAAUCAAGAGAAAUGAUUUUGUGGAAGUAGGUCUGAAGGAAAUAGAAAUAGUAAUCUAUAUUUUCUACUCUAGAUACAUUUGUUUACUGUUUUCACCUGUUAAUUGAACCCCACUAUAAUUUUGUCCUACACCAAGUAGCACAAUUAGCAGUCUGUUUUGGCACUUCACCUACCAAUAUCUUCAUUAAGAUAUUUUCAGAGGCAUAUCUGUUACCUAAAACAGAUCACUGUAAUGCCCUAGAUAUACACUUACUCUGGUAAAUAACUUUUUUAAUUUUCACACAUUUGACGAGGAAAUUCUGAAAAGUGUUUCAAAAUGACAGGUGGACAUCGAUUUAACUAGCUAGAUAAACUAGCAUAAUAAAUAUAGACUGAAUAGUUUCUUUUGCUUAUAUCGUUUGCCAUUUUUAGAGGCUGUAUUUAUGCAAAUACAUUGUACUGUCCAUCUUCAUUUUUUUUUAAUCGAAAGAAAAACAACACAUUGUCUAGUCAGGUAAAAAUUACCCCAAUCCCACAAAAACAAUGACAGCCAUGCAGCUGUAAUAUUAUAUUUACUUAAUUUUACCUCAUAAAUCCAUGUGCGGUAUGGUAAUCACAGCAUGCCAACCUUUUACAAACAAUGAACAGACCUAAUAUGCACUUGGUCAGCAUUCAGUAUGAAACUGCGAUUAAAUGAAAAUGUAUUAAUUUUACAAAUUUCUCACUGGCCCCGCUCAGACCUGGUAUUUACAUUGAUCCUGAGAGAUCCAAUCAAAAGUGUGUUUGAGUGCGUGUCUCCUAUAUGUUUGAUGAGAUUUUACCCAUUUGAAAAAAAUAAUAAACAUGUGGUCAGUGUUUAUACUCUGGCCACAAACAAAUCAAUGUAUGGGAAACAGGAGAGGUGUAAAAAUACUUUUGGUUCUUAUUAGUGCAGAUCAGAGGAUGUCAACUGAGUAGUUGAACUUUACAAGUGGCCCAGGGCAAACUUGUGUUCACACAGCUGAAAGAAUGUGGCCACAAUGUCCCAGACCACUUUCAAAUUUGGUCUGAAUGACUGGGUCUCAAGUGUGUCCUUAAUCUGUUUUGUAUUUGGUUGCUUUCACACCUGUACUAAAAGCUGUUCACUUAUAAUUGGAUCCCUCACUUCAGACAUUAAUACCAGGUCUCAGUGGGGUCACUGUUAUUUGCAAUCUAAUUUUCCUCAACUGUUGCUCUACACCUAAAAUAUUAAGCCGGCAAUGUGAUACAGUUCUAUUUAUUCUGAUCAUAUUUAACAAGACAAUGCUUUGUCGCCUCCUAGCCUGUUUUACUGUCGAAUGUUUGUACCACCUCAUCUUCUUGCACCCCACUUUUGUUAUUUUCAACCAUUUAAUACCUGUAAAAAAAAACUAUAGUCAUGGAUUUGUUACAAUUUUUUACAGUUUAAGUUGUCAUUGUAAAUAUUUGUAAUAUUUGUAAUUUAUAUAGCUACAUUGGAAAAGCUGAAGAGACUAGUCUGCUGCAGGUUGCCAUAAUCUGUGCCCCAAGUAUUGGCAUCAUUCUCGGACCAGACAUAGACAUGUGCUUUCUUUCCACAGAAUGUACUAGUAAUAAAAUGUUGGCAGAAAUGUAGAUUUAACUGUGUGAAAACAUUGUGAAGGUGCGAAAUAUCAAUUCUUAUGUAAAUAUAUGUUGUAAUUUAAGUUCUUUUAUAGUUCAAACAGUUUGAAAUCUUUCUUAACAUAACUUGUACAUGAUACAUUGCUGUAUUUGGAAAAUAUCUGAAAUAGUUCAUUUUUUAUAUUUGUAUGCAGUAAAUGUCACGCUUAGUUUGUCAUGUCUUGUUAGUAUAUUAUUGGAAGUGUUCUCGAUAAAAAUGCCCUUGUUAAAUUUCAUCAAUUUAGUUUUAUAUGAACUGUUAAUGUUCACUCUUGUGUUGAUGUGUACUUUGUGUUUUAAACAUGUUUUUAAAUACGACCUGGAAAAGAUAAAAUACACGUUGGGCAAAACUUUCUUUCUUCAUUGAUUUUAUUUGAGGAACACCGAGUCACAAGAAGUGUGAUUUGUGGCCCAAAUUAAUAUUACACAUCAGUUUAGUAACUAGAGAACACAGUUUCCAACUUUCCUGCAAACCUGAUGAAUGGGGAGGUUAUACAGAUACAAUCCAGAUUAUCAGGUUGUAUUUAACACAUUUAUAGUUAAUUCUGUCCACUGAAAGUAGGACAGCUGUUGACUACAGUUUUUCUCAGUGUUUUUUUGUUGGAAUUACUGUACUAUUAUUUUGACGUAAACCAUUUCAACAUUGCACUUCUAAAUACAUAUA